GAAAUGUGAGGGCCUUGGUGUACGGGAAGGGACCUCAGGCAAGCAAAGGAAGUAGUCUCACAAAUUAGGGAAACCUUUUCCCUCAGAACUGAGACUCAUAUACAAUCCUGCCUUUGCUGGAAAUCCUCAGAUACCUGGGCAUUGUUGACAUAAUGUGACAUAGUCACUUCACCCUAGGGUGUCACAAAGAGGUGAGAGACUUGGUAUAAGGGGUAUGGCUAAAGUGAUAGCAGUGGAAAGCUUUCUUGGUGUUUCCAGAGGCUGAAGUGAAUACCCUGAGGACAAAAGGAGCCACGUACCCCUAAUAGUAGGAGCAUGAUAGUGUUAAUUUCUUAGGAGACCAAGGACAGGUAUGGUCAGGUUUUCCAAAGGAUAGGCUGACUAGGUGGAGGGGAGCCCUGUGGAUUUGUAGCGAAGUGCCCUUGAGGAAAACUGCAAAUGUAGCCUCCUUCACAUACCACCAGCCAAGGUGCUAUUUCCCUGCUGAAGGUGACAUCCUGUCGAUGUUCCUCAUCACUUUCUCUCCUACUCACAUUCUGACCAUUGUCCCUGAUCAUACUCAGUAUGCCUCGGGGUCAGAAGAGUAAGCACCGCACUCGCACUCGCACUCACACUCGUGAGAAACGCCACCAGUCUCAUGGUGACUCCCAGAGUAACGAGGGAGUUCAGAGCCCUGAAGCACAGGAAGAGUCCCCCAUCUCCUCUUCUCCUGCUUUGGAGGGGAAUACCCAGAGUUUAUCAGCUCCUGAGUCAACUAGCACUUUCCAGGAGUCUUGCAGAGCCUCAUCUACCACCAUUAUUACUUCUGAUAUUUCUGGUACAAGAUCUGAUGAAGGUGAGAACAGUCAAGAUGAGGAAAAUCUCUAUUUCUCUGAGCCCUUACCUUCUAGUGAGAGCGAAUGCCUUGAUAUUCUAACUAUGAAAGUGAGUUUGUUGGAACAGUUUCUUCUGUAUAGAUAUAAAAUGAAACAACCCAUCAUGAAGGAAGAUAUACUGAAUAUUAUUGGCCAAAAUUACAAAGACCAUUAUUCUGAGAUCCUUAAGCAAGCCUCUGAGCACAUAGAGAUUAUCUUCGCAGUCGACUUGAAAGAAAUUGAUUCAACCGGCCACUCUUACGACCUGGUCAGCAAAGUGAAGCUACCCAACAAUGGGAGGGUGCGUGCUGGCAGGGGGUUACCCAAGACCGGCCUGCUCAUGACAGUCCUGGGUGUGAUCUUCAUGAAGGGCAACUGCGCUGCUGAGGAAGACAUCUGGAAGUUCCUGGGUAUGAUGCGAGUAUAUGCCGGGAGGAAGCACUUCAUCUACGGAGAGCCCAGGAAGCUCAUCACCAAAGACUUGGUGAGGCUGCAGUACCUAGAGUACCGCCAGGUGUCUAACAGUGAUCCUCCACGCUAUGAGCUACUGUGGGGUCCGAAAGCUCAAGCUGAAACCAGCAAGAUGCAAGUCCUGGAAUUUUUAGCCAAGGUUAGUGAUACAGUUCCCAGUGCUUUCUCAACAAGAUAUGAAGAAGCUCUGCGAGAUGAGGAAGAGAGAGUCCAAGCCAGGCGUUCGGCCAGGCACUACUGCUACAGCCAGUAUGUGUUAUAGGGGCACAUCCAGCAGCUUUUCUCGCCUCUACUGAUACCUGAGGGUUUUUUCCCAAUCAUCUAAGGAAAAUAUGACAUCACAAUAGGGAUUUUCAUGGAUAUGUGAAAGAAUCCCAUUUACUGCAACAAUGGAAUAUAAAAAAAUAAUAAAACAGGGUCAGCUUUGA
This is a messenger RNA of Canis lupus familiaris (dog), 1753 nucleotides long. RefSeq names its product melanoma-associated antigen B5-like. Lineage: Eukaryota; Metazoa; Chordata; Mammalia; Carnivora; Canidae. Gene Ontology annotation, biological process: negative regulation of transcription by RNA polymerase II. The transcript has 2 exons. Gene Ontology annotation, cellular component: nucleus. The record is from RefSeq and is a predicted model, not a curated record. The coding region runs from base 565 to 1587 and encodes 340 amino acids.